Messenger RNA from Mercenaria mercenaria, 2338 nucleotides. RefSeq lists its product as uncharacterized. Bases 346 to 1500 code for a protein of 384 amino acids. NCBI's taxonomy places the organism in Eukaryota, Metazoa, Mollusca, Bivalvia, Venerida, Veneridae. The record is from RefSeq and is a predicted model, not a curated record. The transcript is spliced from 3 exons.
ACUCAUGUAAAGCGUUUGUUCAGGAUUUUAGCUCUCUGCACUUACAUCAAGGAAUAUUGCAUCUGGAAUGGAAUGUUAUUGAAUAAAAUCAUCGAGGAAACGGUAAUUUUUUUUCUGCCAAGCGGCGUUCUGGCGUGUGUAUGUAACGUUUGCUUGGUGAAAAUGGGUAUCCGUCUUGCAACUGAACUUCGGAUAAAAUUUCACUUGGCAGCAAAUUAAAAUUAUUCAUUCAUGUUCAGCAGAAAAGAGAUGUCGUGUACAAAACACAAGGACAAAGAGACAUGACUAAGACUUUAUGAUGAGGAAAACAAAGUGUCUGAAUAGCCAAAGGAGACCAUUAAGUCGAUGUUUACGGAAGGAAAGAAUGAUUUCUCCUCCUACUUUGUAGUAACUAUACGGAAGUUUCAAGAUAAAGAUGACAUGGCAUGCACAGUAGACUAUUGUGUGAGCGCAAUUGCCGAUGCGGACGUGGAAGCGUUUGAUCUUUUUCUACAGAAGCUUGUUCAGAAAAUAACGGCAUACCAACGGUCGAAAGGUAUUGUAAAAUUCAGAUGGGUUUCGGACAUUCCUGUGUUUUGCACAUUGUGCAACAAUCCGGAAUUUAUAGUUAAAGUCGGCGAAUUUCGACGCCAGUUGGAAAAUAUCUACGAGUCUUCCAUAGUGCAUUGCUUAGGACCCAUAGCCACUGUCACAGACCUAGCAAAUGCUUUGAAAUUCAAAGAAUGCUCAAAAGAAUUGGAGAAACUUUAUACCAGAAAAGAAAAUGACUCGCGUAUAAGAAGCGAUUUUGAUCUAUUUUCCGCUAUCCUUAUUACGGGUAAAUAUUAUGGCAUACUAGUGGAUUUCGGUGUUACUGUAAAGACACUAAAACGACUUUGUGAAAACGGACGAGAUAUCCGUGCAUGUGGUCCAAGCGGAAGAUCAGUUCUUCAUGAAGCCAUUUUACAUAUGUCACCUUAUGAGGUACUGGAAACAAUCAUUUCUCAAUAUGGAGUGUCUGCAUUUUCCAGUUUUAUGUUCAAAGUCAUUUAUUACAAAGGUCGUCAGCCAGAAGUUGUUAAGAUUUUAAAAUUAUUUUUGUAUCAAAAUCCAUGCAUUCAGUCAAAUAUAGGUGUUAUCCAAAAAACAAUACAAUAUGACCGAAUUAAAUUUCCUGACAUUUCUGAAGACACAUUUUCAGAAGAUAGGAAAAACGAAAACGAGGCUCAGCGGCAUAGUGGGAAGUAUACACAUCCCCAAGAAGAACUGCGUCUUCUACCGUGGUUGUAUAAAUAUGGGUUUCCCUUUUCACGAGCUGAUAGAGAUGAAAUAGAUAUACCAAGUCUGUUUGGUGACGUGUUGACUUACGACCUGGACUUGGACCAGCCCCGUCAGCUAAUAGACAUUGCGCGUAUUAAAAUCCGGACGAUGUACCACGGAAGCAUGUUACACAAAGUUCUGAAUUCCAUUAAAAUUCCAAGUUCUGUGAAAGACUAUAUUCUGAUGAAAGAAUUCGACUAAUGAAUGUUUGGUAGCCAUUGUGUAAGUCUGCAGAACGUUAUUUGUAGUCAAAGGUCACUGACACUAACCACUAGAAUGGUUCUGAUAAAUGCCUCUGCACAGUCGUGCUGAAAUGUUAUAGAUCCACUUUUGAGACUUUUCAACAUGAUUUUUAUUUUCAAUUUAUUUAUGAUGAUUUGAAUUUUUGCAAGUCUAGUUAUAUAGGGCUUCAAUAAAGAUAUUUUACUUGUGUGGCGUUAUCAAACGGAUCCCUCCUAAGGUGAGCAAUUUUUUACUUUCAAGACAUGAAGAUUUUCAUCGGACAGUGACAGUAAUACUUACCGCGGGAACGUUUUCACAAAAAUAUACAUGUAUGUGUAACGCAUCUCUCAAUAUUUCAGCAGUAUACGCUUUUUACUUAACAAGGACAGUAACUCUAGUUGUCAUAUCUAUACAGUGGCAUUAUUUUUCAUAUUAAUAUUUGUAAAAGUUCUUUUUUUCAAAUUCAAUCAUUGAAAAGUAGUUCGGUUUUGAAAUGGCAAACAGUUAACCGGAUCACUUUUCCCGGAUUCUGUACCAGUGACUACAUGCUCCCCGCCAAUAAAUGUUUCCACAUGAAAAGCUUAGCCAUACUGUCGUCUGCUGAACGUCUGAUGAGAAUACAACUCUGUAUCCAGGUAUCAAAAUCUGGUACUCUUUUUGUCAGAUGGGCAGUCCUACUCAGUCAAAAUUAAAACAGAUCUGCAACUCUCGAAAGAACAUAUAUUCUACGAUAGAAUGACAUCUUGUGAAAUAUUGACAACCACAUGAGACCCCUUUUAUAGACGAACUAUUUUGUAUGUACCUCUAUAAGUCAUAU